This is a messenger RNA of Lachancea lanzarotensis, 492 nucleotides long. RefSeq names its product LALA0S01e04258g1_1 (gene NAT5). Gene Ontology annotation, molecular function: acyltransferase activity, transferring groups other than amino-acyl groups. The coding region runs from base 1 to 492 and encodes 163 amino acids. Gene Ontology annotation, biological process: mitotic sister chromatid cohesion. Gene Ontology annotation, cellular component: NatA complex. The transcript has a single exon. NCBI's taxonomy places the organism in Eukaryota, Fungi, Ascomycota, Saccharomycetes, Saccharomycetales, Saccharomycetaceae. The record is from RefSeq and is a predicted model, not a curated record.
AUGUCCAAGGACCCCGUUAAUCUCGACAACAUUUACGCUAACAAUGUGGGAACUUUCGCCAAAAUCGUCAACACGGUGCUGCCUGUAACGUAUCCAGAAAAGUUCUUUGACGAACAGUUCGAUGCGAAGAAUAAAUCAACCUUCUUUGGCCAAUUGGGCUACUUUGGCGAGGUAGCAGUUGGUGGUGUAAGAGCUGAGCUCAUUGCAAACAAGAAUGGAGGCGUGAAACCUGCAGGUGUGUAUAUUCAGGUUUUAGCAGUGCUAGCAGCGUAUCGUGGAAGAGCCAUCGGGUCUAGGCUUCUAAGCUAUAUAGAGGAACAGUCCAAAGAGCAUUUUCAACAUAAGAUCUUUGCACAUGUGGCAGUCGAUAACGAAGAAGGUCUGGAAUGGUACAAGAAGCAUGGUUUUGAAAUCGAGGGUUUACCACUCAAAGACUACUACAAGGACACAACUGGAUCACCAGAUGCAUACGUUUUGGUCAAACAGGUAUGA